Messenger RNA from Fusarium verticillioides 7600, 1723 nucleotides. RefSeq lists its product as hypothetical. The transcript is spliced from 4 exons. NCBI's taxonomy places the organism in Eukaryota, Fungi, Ascomycota, Sordariomycetes, Hypocreales, Nectriaceae. Gene Ontology annotation, cellular component: endoplasmic reticulum; membrane. The record is from RefSeq and is a predicted model, not a curated record. Bases 83 to 1387 code for a protein of 434 amino acids. Gene Ontology annotation, biological process: transmembrane transport.
GAUCGAUCAAAGUCAAGAGCACGCGACAUGUCAACCUUCAACUCUACAAGCCCAACAUCACUCCCUGUAGACAAGAGUCAGCAUGUCUAGCAGUGUUGUUAGCACCUUUGUCGGCGCCAUUCAAGCGUCGGCGUCUGUUCUCUUGACCAUCUUCUAUGGUGUUGUCGCGGGGCAGACGAAGCUUCUUAGCGUUGAGACGGGACGGCAGAUCUCAAAGAUCUGCAUCAAGAUGUUUCUCCCUGCGCUUCUGAUCGUGAAUCUUGGUACGCAGAUUGAAGCCUCCAAUGCGCUUCAGUACAUUCUCAUUCUCGGCAAAUUCGUAGGAUGGGCACUCGUCUACAAUCUCGUCUCAAUUGGAAUCGGGUACGCCCUCACCAAGGUUCUCAGUCUCCCGAAAUGGUUCACGCCCGCAAUCACCUUCAACAACACCACGUCUUAUCCUCUCCUCCUGAUCCAAUCCCUCGGUUCAGCUGGUGUUCUCUCCAACUUGGCAAAGUCCGAUGACGAUACCAGCGACGCAAUCAUCGAUCGAGCAAAGUCCUUCUUCCUCGUCUGUUCAGUCAUCUCCAACAUGCUCACCUUUGGUCUCGGCGGAACCCUUCUUGGAGUCAGUGACGAGGAUCCCGUCGACGCUAUGGACGCCGAUCUGAGGGAUCGAGCGGGACAUAACGAUUCACCAGAUGAGAGUGGCUCGGACGAAGAGAACGGAGAGUCCAACGAACGAACAUCUCUCCUUCCUGGACCGCUCCCGCGAUACGCAAAGAAGGCGUCUCGGGGUACUGCGCAAGCUCAACACGCUGUAUGGGACAAGCUGCAUCCUCGCAUUCAGCACGCGCUGGCUCUCACGACUCAAUUCAUCAGCCCGCCAUCUGUCGGCGCCACCAUUGGUGUCAUUCUCGCCUUUACGCCUCCCCUUAAGAAGUCUUUCUUUGCUGACAGCGAGGAUGGCGGUAUCUUCAACGCCUGGUUGACUGUUAGUCUCAAGAACAUUGGAGAACUCUUCGUCACCCUGCAGGUCAUUGUCGUUGGCAUCAAGCUCGCCCACAGUCUUCGUCGCAUGCGUCAGGGACACGACUCGGGUAGCAUCCAUUGGAUCCCCCUCUCGAUCGUUGUCCUCAUUCGCUUCUUUAUCUGGCCCGUACUCAGCAUUUUGUUCAUUCGAAUGCUCAUUACCCAGACCGACGUCCUUGGUCAGGAUCGUGUCCUCUGGUUCACCAUGAUGCUGAUGCCUGCUGGUCCUCCGGCCAUGAAGCUUGUGGCCAUGGCGGAGGUCGACGACGCGGACGAGGAUGACAAGAUGUCAAUCGCUCGAGUGCUGAUGACUUGCUAUGCUGUCUCUCCCUUGUUGUCUCUCGCAGUGGUCGCAAGUCUGAAAGCUUGUACUUGAGUGGCGGCGUCGUGUCAGCGACUUGCUGAAAAACGGGAACCGCUGUCACAGUACCAGGGUUCCCUCCCGAAUCGAAUCACCGGUACCAUUGCGGCGUAGUUGGUGAUCUCUUGAGCUUCGAUCUUGUACACCUGCGGUGGGAGCCUGGCAUCCUUGCGUGGAAGAAUCAUCCACUUCGCCCUUAUUGCCCUCCCCCAAAACACAGAAGCAAGAUCGAUUGAAGGUGUCUUUCUCAUUUUUUUGACCAAGAGGUAUACACUACUGCGUUGUGUAGGACGAAUGAACAGUACCAGGUCAUAGAAGACUAAGAAUACAAAAAGUUACAUUUUCCAUCAG